Necator americanus (New World hookworm) is the source of this 1170-nucleotide messenger RNA. RefSeq lists its product as uncharacterized. Gene Ontology annotation, molecular function: catalytic activity. Gene Ontology annotation, cellular component: nucleus. Bases 1 to 1170 code for a protein of 389 amino acids. The record is from RefSeq and is a predicted model, not a curated record. The transcript has 4 exons. Gene Ontology annotation, biological process: chromatin remodeling. Lineage: Eukaryota; Metazoa; Nematoda; Chromadorea; Rhabditida; Ancylostomatidae.
AUGUUGUCUCAUUUUCGUGUUUUAUUUUCUUUUUUGUCAUGCAUCCAAUUGGGUUUUCCUGUUUCGACUUCAUGUACUGGUAUUGCUUAUGUUGGUGUAAAGUUCACUUUACACCAACGUCUCCGCAAUCUCCAUCAAGGCGCGCUUUGUGGUGGUGCUCUACGAACACGUUUCUGUUUGAGAGGAGCCAUCCUCCACAACGGUUUACCGCCUCAUAGUGGCGUGGAGGUGACACUGGGCGUCGAACUGCGAUGCACAGCGGAGGUUGGGCGACGACCUGUGGUGAAAGCUAAGCUCGCCGUGGCAUGGCUGCUUAGUUUGGGGAAAAGUCUCUUUGCCACUCCAGCAUAUUCACUGCCUCAGUACCCUGCACACUGGGCCCUGCCGUCUCAGAUGUCGGACGGUAUGGCGACCGGUGAGAGGCGAUCAAAUCUCAGGUUGCUCAGGACGUCAUUGAUUCUGGACCAAGGCGACACACGCACGACUCGCCAUGGAGACUGUCUCAAAAUGUGUACUUACAACGCGAGAACAGUUUCCACAGACGCCGACCUGCAUGCCCUUCUCGGAGCUGCAGAGCGUAUCAAAUUUCACGUGAUUGCUCUGCAGGAGACCAAGUGCAGAAGGAGCGACGUACGACAGAUGAAUGGCGGUACACUCGUCAUUCGUGGAGAGAAGGUUCCGUCGCGAAAUGUAGGCGGUGUUGGUUUCGUUGUGCACCCAUCUGUCGUCCAUCUCGUCGAUUCUCACGAGAUCCUGUCACCUCGUCUGGCCAUUCUUCGCCUCCGCCCUCUGCGCCAAAAAUCCAUCAGUAUCAUCAACUGCUAUUCACCAACAUCAGCAGCUGAUGAUUCCGAAUUGGACACGUUUUACGAGGAGCUGGAGGAAGUAGUCCACAACGAGAAGUCCUUUUACAAAUUCGUUGUCGGAGACUUCAACGCAAAACUAGGAAACGCCACAGGAGAGGAAUACAGGAUUGGAAGAUUUGGACUAGGGGACCGGAAUGAAAAUGGCAAUCGUCUCGCCGGGCUGUUGUCCGCCGCUCGCCUCUUUCAUGGGAACUCUCUUUUCAUGAAAAAAAGAUCAUCGUCGGCGGACAAGGGAAUCGCCCAAUGGCGCGACUCGUGCGGAGAUCGACCACAUACUCACCAACCGGAGGUGGUGUCUACUUGA